Molecule: messenger RNA, 423 nt
Organism: Pestalotiopsis fici W106-1
Lineage: Eukaryota; Fungi; Ascomycota; Sordariomycetes; Amphisphaeriales; Sporocadaceae
Exons: 3
Coding region: 1-423 (140 amino acids)
Source: RefSeq, a predicted model, not a curated record
AUGACUACCAAGUCCAAGUCAAAGAGAGGCAAACAUUCUCGUCCCCUUUCUCAGAAACCCGCCGCUGUUAAACUUCGCGAACUUCGCAAAAACCGUAGCGCACAGGAGCGUCUGAUUGAAAAGAUAAACAGCCAACGCCGGAGCGCAGUGCGUCGAGCCCGGGCCAUCAUUGAAAAUACUGCUUGGUCCAUUCUCGAGGAGGCCGAGCAGAGAGCCGUUCGAGACGCCAUUGAAGCCAAGCUCCGUCAUACCUAUGACGCUGCUGCUGUCACCGGCAAUGAUAAUCUCGUCACUGCCGAGGAGGUUGACAAGUCCAUCACCAAGACAUUUGAGGAGCACGCAAAGUUCUUCGUCUUUGGGGGCGAAGACGAGCCACUGCCUUUUGAGCUAUUCGAGGCUCGGAAAUGUGCAUCGAAUAAUUGA